Didymosphaeria variabile is the source of this 666-nucleotide messenger RNA. It is a transcript of the gene DID4, whose product is annotated as ESCRT-III subunit protein did4. The transcript is spliced from 6 exons. The coding region runs from base 1 to 666 and encodes 221 amino acids. NCBI's taxonomy places the organism in Eukaryota, Fungi, Ascomycota, Dothideomycetes, Pleosporales, Didymosphaeriaceae. The record is from RefSeq and is a predicted model, not a curated record. Gene Ontology annotation, cellular component: ESCRT III complex; multivesicular body. Gene Ontology annotation, biological process: endosome transport via multivesicular body sorting pathway; late endosome to vacuole transport; protein transport.
AUGAACAUCGUGGAAUGGGCCUUUGGCAAGCGCAUGACGCCCGCCGAGCGUCUGCGCAAGCACCAGCGCGCCCUCGAGAAGACACAACGAGAACUCGAUCGCGAACGUGUGAAACUAGAGAACCAAUCGAAGAAGCUAGAGGCGGAUAUCAAGAAGAGCGCAAAAGCUGGACAAAUGAAUGUAGUCAAGAUACAGGCGAAGGACCUCGUGCGGACUAGGAGAUAUAUCCAGAAGUUCUACCAAAUGCGUACCCAACUGCAGGCCAUAUCCCUUAGGAUACAGACUGUCCGUAGCAACGAGCAGAUGAUGCAGUCGAUGAAGGGAGCGACAAAAAUACUCGGUACCAUGAACCGGCAAAUGAAUCUUCCAGCCCUGCAGCGCAUAGCCAUGGAGUUUGAGAAGGAGAACGACAUGAUGGACCAGCGACAAGAGAUGAUGGAUGACGCCGUCGACGAUGCCAUGGGCGUAGAAGAUGAGGAGGAGAGCGAAGACGUGGUCAACCAGGUCAUGGACGAGCUGGGUAUCGAUCUCGGCUCAGCUCUUGGAGAGACACCGACCGACAUUCAAAAGACCGCAGUGGCGGACAACCGUGUAGCACAAGCGGUUGGCGGAGGCGACCCCGGUGACGAUGACUUGCAAGCCCGACUGGACAGCUUGAGGCGAUAA